AUGUCCGAUAUCCUACGAGCCAAUGAGUACCAAACUAGUGGCUAUCUGUUACGCAAAUUCAAGAACAGCAAUGGUUGGCAAAAGUUGUGGGUGGUGUUCACGCAACUAUGCCUCUUCUUUCACAAGAGUUAUCAGGACACCUUUCCCUUGGCUAGUCUACCCCUCCUAGGCUACAGUAUUAUCACACCCUCACCGGAGGACAAUAUUCGCAAAGAGUUUGUCUUUAAAUUGCAAUUUAAAAAUCACGUCUACUUCUUCCGCGACGACAGUCAGACGUCUUUUGAACGUGAGCUAAUUCAGUUGGCUGCUUUUCCUCUCCCCGUUUCCUUCUUCCUCGUCUUCUCUACCAGAUGGUUUGACUGUCUGAGUAGUGCAGCAGGCACAAAUGCUAGGCAACGAUUGGUCAGUUCGCGCCAUCCUGUCACGUCAACUGUUGCCACCGCAAUGACAACAGCAGGGACAACAUCAACAGCAAUAACAACAACAACAACAACGUCGAAUACCUCUUGUGAAAAUAAGGAGAAGUGA
This is a messenger RNA of Hydatigera taeniaeformis, 528 nucleotides long. The record is from the annotation of a GenBank genome assembly. NCBI's taxonomy places the organism in Eukaryota, Metazoa, Platyhelminthes, Cestoda, Cyclophyllidea, Taeniidae.